UCUUUAUCGAACCUAAUCCUUCUUUAUAUAUUGUAAUAUUUGGAUAUAGAAGUAAAUCGCAUGGAUGCUCGAUGGUGACAGAAAGAUGGCUCACUGAGGCACUCAUGUCAGACUGUGGGUCCGCCUUUAAUCUCGACUCAUCGUGACGAUGAAUUAUUGAUGCUUCGUCGCUGGUGGGGCGACUUCAUGUCAUCAACACUCGACGUCUUUAUCAUUCCACAGACCUGAGACGGAUACCUCCACCGCAACGUUGCGGUUAUGCCAAAGAAACGACAAUAUCAGCAUCUCAAGUCCUUCAAACCAACUGUGCCCGUGUCCCCAGCGCUGAGCUCAUCGAGCAGCCGCGGGUCAGACGCGCCAGCCAAGGGCGUCAACGAACUUCUCUCUGGCCUACGUCGCGAAGCAGCUGGACCUUCAUCCGCAGCAUCGCCGCAUUUGCUGGCCAACGGCCCCAGUCUGCACCCUGAUCUUCGCUCGAUCCUCCAGAUCCCCGACACCCCGCCACCAGCACCGAGGAGACCAGUGCGGACUCGCUUCGAUGCCAGUGGGAGAAGACUGCCGGCUGGGCCCCCUCCACCGCGGAGCUGGGUUGCUACCAGGGGUCAAGAUGUAGACCUCAGCCAUCGCAUGCGAGGACUCAAGUUGAAAGAUGCGCCCAGUGAUCACAAUGCGCUACCUGGUGCGUACCUGCCUGGUCGAGGGAGCCUGAUAGACCGCGUUCUGCGAGCCAUUGCGUCCGACUGGGAGUUUCAGCGGGUGUAUCAGCAGUAUCAUCUGUACUUUCUGCCAAAUCACCUCAAACCAGCUUUACUGCGGCACAUUGGCAUCUCGGACGGAGGUGUGACGCUGGCUGAUCUGAAGCUUAUACUGUUGCCGCCCGCAGACCUUUAUGAGCAAGGCGAACUAGAGGAAGAUUCCCAUACCACCAACGAGAUCACCUAUCUCGACCUCUCGAGAUCACUAGGACGCUCAAUCCGAUUGAGAGACGUCACGAACUUGCUGUUUCCCCCAGCCCCCCAAGUCCACGACAACGAUCUCGAAGAUUCCUGGGACGCUGCCGUGGACGCAACACCAAGCCCACCUCGCGCCUUGCUCCCAAAUCUCACACAUCUAUCCCUGGCGCUGUCACCCCACAACACGGAAGGCGGUUCAUGGCGCCAUCUCCUGGACUUUGCCUUCAAGACGUCGCACAUUACGCACCUCAGCCUCGCCUACUGGCCCGAUCCAUGCCUCGCCCCGCGCGCGCAAACGUCCAAGGUCACGACGCCCCAGGGCAACAAGAUCUACUACGGUGGCACCAACUUCUACUCCCACUCCCUGGACCACGACUGGAGCGAGGCGCUUCUCGUGCUGCGCAAGCUCAGCCGGCGCUUCUACGAGUUGGAAUACCUGGAUCUGACGGGGUGCGGGUCGUGGUUCAAGGCGCUGAUGCUGGAGACGGAGCACGAUCACGUCGACUGGGCCGUUCAUUGGGGCAAGGUCACGGUUUUGAGGCUCUACGCUGGGUUUCCCGGUCGAGAGGACAUGGUAGCGGCCGAGCAGGUGGCCUUUGCCGAGGUGAUGGAGACAGCUGCCCUGGUGGAGAGGCACAUUCGGCACAUGCGCGCUGGCAAGGGGCGCUUCAUCAACGUCGAGAGGGACAGGCCGGCGUCCUAAGGUUAGACCACAUAGUAAAUCUCUGUGAAUAAUGAAUGCUGUACAUGAAUGACGGUUGGGUUCGUUGUCCAUGGUCAUUCUUGCUCCUACCUAUGCUGAGGAAAUCCCCAAGAAUGACUCAUUUUGCAUCAUCUCCAACCCUCCACAAA
Emericellopsis atlantica is the source of this 1805-nucleotide messenger RNA. RefSeq lists its product as uncharacterized. Lineage: Eukaryota; Fungi; Ascomycota; Sordariomycetes; Hypocreales; Bionectriaceae. The record is from RefSeq and is a predicted model, not a curated record. The transcript has a single exon. Bases 259 to 1656 code for a protein of 465 amino acids.